This is a messenger RNA of Yarrowia lipolytica CLIB122, 1224 nucleotides long. RefSeq lists its product as uncharacterized. NCBI's taxonomy places the organism in Eukaryota, Fungi, Ascomycota, Dipodascomycetes, Dipodascales. The record is from RefSeq and is a predicted model, not a curated record. Gene Ontology annotation, biological process: maintenance of rDNA; regulation of exit from mitosis.
AUGUCCUCUAGACGCCCCAGACGAAUCAAAAAAACGCCCUUUCUCACCAAGGUCAAAAGCUUUCCCUUUGAUCUCUUCCUCAGCAUCAAUGAAUCGCUAGCGGUGCUGGAACUCGACAACCUACCUCAGACCUACCACAUCUACCUGGGUCUGGCGGCAGACAUUACCAUGAUUCUCAUCCGGCUCUAUUUUGUCAGAUUCGAAACCAAAAAGAAGAGAGACGCGGCAUUGUUCCACAGCAUUGGAAACAACAAGGCUCGGGGCGGUUCGGGAUACUACUCUCUGAGUGCACAAGCAGCAGCCAAGAGACGAUCCAGCAAUGCAAUCUACUCGAUUCUGAUGAUGACGGCUCUGGCUCUGUUUGCAAUCUCUGUCAUCAAUAUGCUAGUCUGCUUCCUCCAGACAAAAAAGUACACGCUGUUUGGGAGAGAUGUCUCCAACGUCCCCGGAACCCCCUCGGCCGCUCUAGAGCCUCUGGAAACACCUUGCGACGACCUGAACCAGUCUGGGGAAGCCCAAUUCAAAACCAUGAUAAAAAAACGACUCUCCGGAUUUAUGAGCCCGGCUCCUGCUCCUCCAGUAGUCGACCCUACCACGACUGAUAGACCCACUCGAGUGUGGGUGCUCAACGUGUGGGAGCCGUCUCUGUUCCAUCUCAACAUAUUUGCGCUCUUCUCGCCUAUACAUGUCAUUGCUCUGUGGUUCGGUCCGCUAAGCUUCGUCCAGGUCUUCAUUACUCUGCCCGCCUUUUCUUUCGCUCUGUAUGCCAUGAGCCACAUGUUCCUGGUCUACGUCAAGGACAAGAACAUCAUCUCGGGCGAGGUGCUCGGCGAGUUUGACAAGAAAGUCGUGCAUCCUCUACUUGGAGUGAUCAAGCAAGACGCUGCUGUUGGAGCUGACGGAUCUUGUGAGUUCUACGACGCUGCGCUGGAUAACAAGUCUGUUUACAGAGAGGCCGGCAUGGCACCCAGCAAGCCUCCUACCCCUGUCAAACUGGACACCCCGACUCGUCGACGGACGUUCGUGCCUACUUCCGGACAGCUCCCCGGAGCAGGUGCCCAAGCGGGUGACGGACUUCGCCAUUUCUCCCACAGACUGAUGGAUGACCGACGAGGCUCUUCAGGAUACACCCCGUCCAGCUUCGGCAACACCGGACCCAGUGUGCCCAACCAUACCACAUUGUCUGGAUCUCCUGUUGGCCGUCCUUGGAGGAGAAAGCAGUAG